CAGGUCUGAGGCCUGUUGGACCGGGUUUGCGGUUCAGAUGAGGGUAAAUAACGGUUUUUCAAAAGUGUAGUUAAAUGGUGGCCAAUUCUAUACUACUCAAACGACCUUCAGAAGUCUUUGACGCGACUCGCCCCACCUGCAACUUCGCACCCAGCUUCCCACCGGAAAACCCACUGUGGACUAAGGUUGCGCUUCGUUUUCCCACGGAACUCCAGCCAACGCCAUGAAGAGGCCAAGACAGCGUUCGGACUCGGGAAGUGACCUUAACCAGGAUGCUUCUCCGUACGGAAGAAAAAGACACCCGGUUGCGUGGUCACGCCUGGGUAGAGAUAUAUGAUUAGGCGCAUCUUCAGAUGACAAGGACCAUUCCCACUCAACCCCUCCAGAGCCACGAUGCCAAACCCACCCGCCGCUCCUGCCAAUUUGCCGGCUCCGCAAUCCCCUUUGCGAACUUCGUCGCCCAUGAGAGUAGAGUCGGGCAGCCGUCCAACAACGGCGACGACGACGAAUGGUGCAAAUGGACCCUCCGCCGCACCGCCAACCCUAGCUCCUCCCUCACAGGCCGCCUCCUCGCCACCGUUGUAUUCGCCGGCGCCCAACUCACCAAACGGCAACAGUUUACCGCAGACAAAUACCGGCGACGCGCCCGUGGAAGACGACUUCGACUGGUUCGAAAUUGAUAGCGGGCCCGCUCAAGAAGAGGUGGUGCACGAAUAUGAAUCCAGGGGUCUCUAUGGGCUGGAUUGUUGUUAUCUGCCUGUGUGGGCUCAAUUCCUUGCAUAUCUUUUCUCGGGGCUCACGAUUCCCGCUGCGCCAGCAUUGAUAAGCUAUCUCGUUGUUUGGAAACCCGGAGAUCCCAAUCUCUUUGAUAAGAUCGGCCCCGAGGAUAGCUUGACGCUGAGUACGGAGAUUGCUCGCUGGUGAGUUGUCUUGUCAGUGGAAGUUGUCCACUUCUCUGCGAUCAUACUGAAACGCUGUUUCCCAGGUCACUGUUCUUUGCAUCAUCCAUCUUCACUUGGGUCGU
Fimicolochytrium jonesii is the source of this 1024-nucleotide messenger RNA. RefSeq lists its product as uncharacterized. The transcript has 3 exons. NCBI's taxonomy places the organism in Eukaryota, Fungi, Chytridiomycota, Chytridiomycetes, Spizellomycetales, Powellomycetaceae. The record is from RefSeq and is a predicted model, not a curated record. Bases 394 to 924 code for a protein of 176 amino acids.